AUGAAAGUCGGAGAUCGCGUGCGGGUCAAGGGAGUGCCGGCGCACGUCCGAUUCAUCGGACCCACUCAGUUCUCCACGGGAGAGUGGAUUGGAGUGGAAAUGGUUGAGGGACAGGGAAACAAUGACGGCAGCGUCCAGGGAGUUCGGUACUUUGAAUGCAAAGGAACAUCGGGAAAGUUUGUGAGACGACCACAAGUGGAGACAGACGCAGACCUCAUGCCGCCUCCAGAGGUGCCUAGACCGUCUCAACGACCCCAGUCGGCCAUGUCAGACGUCUCAGACUCGUCUACAGCUUUGGCCAAGCAGGUGGAGAGUCUCAAGGCCAAGCUACGUGUCACAGAUAGCAAAAGAAAGCUUGAGCGAGAACAAAUUCAGCAACUUCAGACAGAUUUGCGUGAAAAAAAGAAACUCGAGACAAUUGUCGCCAAGCUGGAGAGUAAACUGCGUCCCCUGAGUGACGAGGUCAAGCAGCUACGCGCCGAUCUCACCAAGACUUCCAAUGAACAUGCCCAUGCCAAGGUGAAGCUGGAACAGCACGAAGACGCUUUGGAGAUGGCUACUCUUGACAGAGAAAUGGCAGAAGAAAAGCUGGAGAUUGCCAAACGAGAAAUGGAGGAACUGCGACAAGAGCUCAACGUGCCUUCGGAGAGAAUCGACUCAGCUGAUGAGGCUGCCAUUCAACGAAACGCCCAGCUUGAAGCGGCUCUUGUGAGUCUACGAGACUACUCUACGGCUCAGGAGGCAUCUCUCAAUGAACAGAUCAAGCAACUGAACUCCAAACUUACAGACUAUUCAUUGACUCAAUCGCAGCUGGAAAGCUCUGAGAAGCGGCUUGAGGAAACCCAGGCUACCCUACAUGAACUGAGAGCCCAGCUGGAUGAUGUCAUGGUGUCCGAGACGCUGAUCGAUUCUCUGACGGAGAAAAACCUGGCUCUUACAGAGUCAGUGGAGAAGCUGCAGGCUACAGUGGCCGAGCUGGAGGAGCUUAAGGAGCUGAAUGAUGAGUUAGAGGCAGGCCACGUAGCCACACAGAAGCAACUUCACCAGGAAAUCGCCUAUCUGGAAUCUGAGCUGAAUCACGCCGAGAAACGAACCAACGAUGCACAUAAUCGCCAACAGAACCUUGAACAGAGCGUCAUGAGAUUUCGAGAGGUUGUAGCAGACUUGCAAGCCGAGAUUGAAUUGUGGGAGACAAAACACCGUGAAAAACAGCACGACAACGAGUCCAUGGUGUCGCAUGUAAAGACAGUCAUGGAGAUGAACCAGAAACUCCAAUCCUUAGUGGCAUCUACACGCAACCAAGAGAUUGCUUUGGAAAUGGAAAAGCUGUCAUCUCAACAGGCUUUGGACAAGCUGGCUAUCUGGCAUUACUUUCUGACGGCAGCGGAGAGUCCCAUCACUACUCCAGGAAGCGAUGUGGAUGUGGUUGUUUCUGCGCAUUUGCGAUUUAAGCGUACAGCGGCCUUACUGUCUAUCAUAGUUGAGACGAUUCUGGGUGCAGAUUACGAUGAGACAUCUGUGGAGGAGCAGCAACUACGGUUGGCUCUAAAACUAGCUCACGUCUCUGCCCUGGCACACACUCUAGCUACUCUGCUAGAAUGGCGUCCAGAUGUCGAUGCGCCGUUUCUACAUGGAGAGUCUGAGCAGCUGGAGCAAUCGGUGAACUCCUACAUCGAUACUGUCAGCGAGGGGGCCCUGCUUGUGGACGAAGCUGUGAACAUGGUUCCUGUAUUCAUUCAGACCUUUGACGACUUUCUAUCUACACAAACAGACUACAACAGAACCUACUUGGACAUGUCUAAACUGGCUAUACACACACGUGUGUCUAUUCUGUUACUCAAACAGCUCGGGCACAGGAGCUGUGCCAAUUCUCUUUCCAAAUUGAAGUACUGGAUCGAUAACCAAGACAAGACUGCUCGAGUUCCAAGCCCCAUCAUUGAUAAUGCCGUCCAAACACUCUCUGAUGUCUCGGUCUUUGCCAUGCAACUUCUACAUGACGACGAUCCGGAUUCUGCCUACACAGCCAUCUUUAAACGGUCCUCAAGCAAACCCUUGUCGGCUGUGGAGAAGGAUAUCAUCAAGCUUACCGAACAGCUGUCUACUUUAGACUUCUCCGUCUCUCAGAAUAACGAUCUACCUACCUGGGCUCAGCUACAGCCUAGACAGAGUCAAGAGGAGAGCAUAGUAGAUACCUCUGCUGAUGUCCUGCAUCUCAAGGCUGUGCUGCUGAAGAAAGAGAAGACCAUUGAGACUCUGGAGAUCAAGAUUAAGCACUACGAUUCAAAAGCCGAACGGUUCGCCGAGAAGGAAGAGGCAUUUGUGCAACUCCGAGCCAACCUCAAUGAAGCUGCUCUUACGGAGAAACGACUUCGUGAUGAUGUGGAGAGUCUCAAGGCCAAGCUGGAGCAGAAGAACGCCGAUGCCCAAAGGUUCAAGACUCAUGUCCAAAACCGACUCAAAUUGUCUACGCUCAAGGGGGAAGAUAUAGUAGAUAUGCAUUUAAAUACGCUCCAUCAGUCUCAGAUGGAAACCGAGCUUCAGAGCCUGCGCCAGACGGUCCGACACCUGACUCUGGAGAACUCAAAGGGUCGAGACGACCUCGAUUGGAUGGAAGACCUGAAACCCCCAAUUGUCAAAGCCCAUCCUUAUCUGCCUCUGAAAACGCAGGCCGCUUUUCAUCAGCUACAGAAGCUGGCACAAGCAGCCACGCCGUUGAAGCUCGACGACAAUCCCACUGGCUGGAGACCUCGAAAUCAGCUAUCCAAACAUGUCGCAGCACAGCAAAGACUGCAGUUUGAGAGAUAUCAGGCCAUGCUUUUGGAAUAG
Yarrowia lipolytica CLIB122 is the source of this 2826-nucleotide messenger RNA. RefSeq lists its product as uncharacterized. The record is from RefSeq and is a predicted model, not a curated record. Lineage: Eukaryota; Fungi; Ascomycota; Dipodascomycetes; Dipodascales. Gene Ontology annotation, cellular component: spindle; microtubule plus-end; microtubule associated complex. Gene Ontology annotation, molecular function: microtubule plus-end binding. Gene Ontology annotation, biological process: cytoplasmic microtubule organization; establishment of mitotic spindle orientation; nuclear migration involved in conjugation with cellular fusion.